AUGCAGCUCGCCAUGAUGGUUGUUCCUAUCUCAGCCGACGUCCAGAUCAACAGGAGGCAGCCCUCGUCUAUCGUAAAGUUCUUCGACCCCAACAACACCAACUUGGACGACUUGAUAAAAGCCCAGACUCCAGCCCUGUUCAACACAUGGUCAGACAAAUCUUCAUAG
Messenger RNA from Podospora anserina S mat+, 168 nucleotides. RefSeq lists its product as uncharacterized. The transcript is spliced from 2 exons. Bases 1 to 168 code for a protein of 55 amino acids. Lineage: Eukaryota; Fungi; Ascomycota; Sordariomycetes; Sordariales; Podosporaceae. The record is from RefSeq and is a predicted model, not a curated record.